AUGAACGGAAGGCUACGUGGAUUUAUGGAGAGGGUGCGAAGCACGAUGUUGUUAAUGUAAGUAUUUUUAUUGUUUUUGUUGUGAUUUUUAGGUAUUUGACGAAGAUUUGAGGUUUGUCUUCGUACUGAAGCUGUUUUUGGAAUGAGAUGCUAGUCGAAUAGAGUGAAUUUGUAUUUGUUAGAGGGAUAAUGUUUUGGUGUUAAUUUUGAAGUAGUGUUAUUAAAAGUUGUGGAUUUUUCUGGAAGUAAGGACCUUUUCAUGUUACACUUGAGAGUAACGUUUUUUCGUAAUUUUAGGUAUAAUAUAUAGGUGUACCUAAGGAAAUCAGAUAAUUACAGGAUUGUAUUUAGGUUAUUGUGUGAAUUAACAUUAGAAAGGUUGAGUUCUACUUGGUUUUUGAGAUCUGAAUAGAGAUUAGGAUGUUAUAGGUGAUAUUCGAGUAUAGUUUUUAAAACUUUUAAAUUUUCAGGGCUCGUUGGACUAAAGGCUGUUUUUGCCGGCCAGGAGAGAAGGUAUAGAAUAUAUGGGAUCAAAGCUCAACGGAAGAGAACAUUGGUUUGGUGCUCUACGAAGGAUAAUGGUCGAAGUUGCUGAUGGAUAAUAUAAAAGGUAGGUGUUUUUGGAAGAUAGUUGGUGGUUUGAAUAUUUUUUACGUUGUCUAUGAUUUUGUGGACAACAUAUUGUUUUUUUUCCAUUUAUGUGGGUAUUUAUGUUAUGAUUGAUGGGUUUAUAUAAUUUUUUUUGGAAAUUUAGUUAUUAUCUGUUGUUUUUUUAUUAUUAAGUCCAAAGAACCGACUUCAUGAAGGUCAUGGAUAAUAUAAAAAUAAUUUAAUUCAAUAUCUGACAUUUUGAUGACUGAAUUAAAUGUUUUAGAAGUUUCUAAUCUACUACAACAUCCGUCAAAGACCACAGGCCAAUAGCGCUGGCCAUUCGGCACCAGACGUGACCAAACAUGGGUACCAGCGACAACAGCAUUCGAACAUCAGAUGGAACCAGCCCGUGAUCUGUAAGGGCAUAAAGAAGAAACAUAACCUAUCAUAA
Bursaphelenchus okinawaensis is the source of this 1041-nucleotide messenger RNA. The record is from the annotation of a GenBank genome assembly. Lineage: Eukaryota; Metazoa; Nematoda; Chromadorea; Rhabditida; Aphelenchoididae.